Messenger RNA from Striga asiatica, 3004 nucleotides. The record is from the annotation of a GenBank genome assembly. NCBI's taxonomy places the organism in Eukaryota, Viridiplantae, Streptophyta, Magnoliopsida, Lamiales, Orobanchaceae.
AUGGAUUUGGGCAGCUCAACAUCGUUCACAUUGUCGAUUUUGGAAAACAAUCUCCAUGGUCACUUCGACAGAGUCACCAAUAAUAACUAUCUCGCGUUUGCAGCGGAACACCUCCUACAUGGAGGACGUCACGACGUAAAACUCAGAGUUAAAUGCUGCUCACUCAGAUUCAGAUGUCAUGCCUCAACGAGCCAUUCUGAGAUUCACUCAGAUCUUCUGGAAAUCCUUCCACAUUUCCGUAAUUAUUUGGGGUCAGGUUUAGUUGGCAGAUUCUGUGCUUUACAUCGGAUUGUGGGAGAAGCUGUUUAUGAAUCUGUUUUCGGUAACAAAGUUUGUUUUGUUCAUGAUAUCUAUGUUGGAAGCUAUCAAACAUGAUAUUGUAUUUCGAGUUUGAGAAAAUAUGGAGGAAUCAAAGGAUGAAACAAAGCCGGUGGAAGCACAAGGUCAUAAUACCCAAUGGUGGCCGACAGGUCUUAUUGAGAAACUGCGGUCAAUUUCUCUGGUUCCUUCAGAAGAAACCUCAAGUUCUAAAGGAUCAAGAGUACAGCUUGACACUGAGAGCACAUUUCAAGUGGCAUCACAGACAUUGUGGGACACUGGAAAGCUAGCCGAACCUAUUCCUGAUGGUUUCUAUUUUGUCAGUCCUGAAAGAAGAUUUAAGGAGCUUUUUGAUACUAUUCCGACAUUAGAUGAGCUCCAGGCAAUGGAUGCUGAGGGGAUCAGACCACAUGUGAUUCUUGUAGAUGCAGGUAAAGAUAAGAAGCUUUCCAUGUUGAAGCAGCUUGCUAUCACUUUGGUGAGAGGACUGAACUCGAAUCCUGCUUCUAUGAUCAAGAAAAUAGCUGGAUUGCCUGAACAUAGGUUUGUGAUUUCUUCAAAAGACCAAAAUCGGAACCCGACUAUGUGAAAGGUGCACUCGAAGAAGUCUCUCAUGCACUCGAUAAUCAAGGUAUCCAUUUGCUGGGACACAUAAAGCGCGGCUCCUGCCAUUCCAGGGCUAUCUUAUUCAAAGUUCUCGCUGAUACUGUCGGCCUGGAAAGUAUGCUUGUGGUGGGUUUACCUAGAGAUGGAAUAAUGGAGCGAACAGAUACAUAUAAGCACAUAUCUGUUGUAGUUGUUUUAAAUUCUGUAGAAUUUUUGGUUGAUCUUGGGCGUAAUCCUGGCAAGCUGCUGUCAUGCUCGGUAAAGGCUGUUUUUCUCUCUCAUCCCUCUGCGGGAGAGAGUGACUCUGCUGAAAAUGACUCGUAUGAUUCUCCCAUCGAAUCAAACAGCCCUAUGUGCGUCUUUCCAGAUCAAACCCAAGUUGAGGGGUUAUCGCAUAGUGAACCAAAUGUGGCAAAUUCAUUUUGGCAGCAUAGCCUGAAGAAAGACGUAGCUGAACAGAAGACAGCAGGUUCAAGUCCAGAACACCCUUUCUUCCGUGGGCAUGGGAGAUCUUUGCUUGGAGGUCGUAGGCAUUCAUUUCGAGAGUACAGCAAUGAUAUUAAUGCAUCAAGGUCCGCUGGUCAAUCUCCAGUAGAAGCUCGUAGGAGAAGACGGCGCUGUAUUAGCAUGAUUCCUGAGAUUGGGGAUGAUACCGUAAGGGCUGUUCGGAGGAUGAGUGAAACUCUCAAGAAAAAUCGUCUCCCCGAAGAACAAGUAAAUUUCACACUUAGUUCGAGUAGUGGGAAGGAUGACAAUUCAGAUGUCCGAGAAAGCGUGGCGGGGAAAAGUCCAGGUGGCAGUGAUGGAAUCGAUGAUCAGAAACCUUUGUCGUAUAAUUUUCCGUCCAAACAAAUAAAUCCACACAAGGCAAUCUCAUUGCCUUCAUCCCCUCAACAUUGUUCCCAUCAAGCUUCUCUUGGGAAUGACACUUCAGGAAUUUUUGUGCGUCCUGAUAUGAUGGAAACAUUCAAUAAAGUCCUUGAAUCAUCAAAGUUUGUGAACAAGCCAUUGUUACCCUUCCCAGAAUGGAACAUUGAUUUUUCCGAGAUAACCAUCGGAACUCGCGUGGGAAUCGGAUUCUUUGGGGAAGUUUUCCGUGGCACUUGGAAUGGAUUAGAGGUUGCUAUUAAAUUGUUCUUGGAACAGGAUCUCACUGUCGAGAAUAUUGAAGAUUUUUGCAAUGAAAUAUCAAUCUUGAGCCGCACUCGUCACCCAAAUGUUAUAUUAUUCCUUGGAGCUUGUACAACUCCCCCUCGCCUCUCGUUAGUUACUGAAUAUAUGGAGAUGGGAUCACUAUAUUUCUUGAUCCACGGAAGUGGGUUGAAAAAGAAGUUGAGCUGGCAAAGGAGGCUCAAAAUGCUUUGUGAUAUAUGCAGGGGACUAAUGAGCAUCCAUAGGAUGAAAAUCGUGCACCGUGAUCUGAAGAGCGCGAAUUGCCUGGUGAACAAGCACUGGACAGUCAAGAUAUGCGAUUUCGGGCUUUCGCGGGUACUUACUACCCGGCCCAUGAAAGACACUUCUUCAGCAGGAACACCUGAAUGGAUGGCACCUGAACUCAUCAGAAACGAGCCCUUCACUGAGAAGUGUGAUAUUUUCAGCCUUGGCGUUAUCAUGUGGGAGCUUUGCACGCUCAGCAGGCCAUGGGAGGGCGUACCAUCAGUUCAGGUUGUUUAUAACGUCGGCAAUGAUGGGCAGAAGCUGGAAAUUCCGGAAGGUCCUUUGGGCAAGCUGAUAGCAGAUUGCUGGGCUGAACCAGAUGAACGGCCGAGCUGUCAGGAGGUUCUUUCUCGUCUGCAAGAGUGUGAAUAUUUGUUGUGCUAAUGAUAGUGAGUGGUUCUCUCUGUAACGGAAAAUGAUGAGUCAGUUAUCGGAAUGUAUAUCUUGGCAGGUUUUUGUGUGGUUCUUGCUAAUGGGAACAACAGUUUUCAAAUAGAGGAAUAGUUGUCACAAGGACAGAAAAGAAGAACAAAAAAAGGAACAAGGAAAUUCUACAUAGCUAAACGAAUAUGUUGUACUUAUAAAUAAAAUGUAACAUUUGAAAUCGAUCCCAUGUUGAGUGGGUGAAGAAAAGAACUCCAGC